Molecule: messenger RNA, 1738 nt
Organism: Musca domestica (house fly)
Lineage: Eukaryota; Metazoa; Arthropoda; Insecta; Diptera; Muscidae
Exons: 4
Coding region: 261-1478 (405 amino acids)
Source: RefSeq, a predicted model, not a curated record
UGUAUUUUUUUAAUAAUAAUUUGCUUAAUGCGAAGAUAGACAAACAUAUCGACUGACAGAUGCGGAUUGCGGAAUCAUAAACAAAAAAAAUCACAAAAAAAAAAUUAAGAGAAUAUCCAAACAAUCGGUGUUGUUUUUUUGGUGUUUAAGUGAAUUAAGAAAAUCCCUCUCUCUCUCUUUCAUUUCGUCUAGCGGAAAAUUAUUUUAAUUAUCUCCCUCCCCAUCACCGUUAUCAUCAUCAUUAUUGCCGAAACAUAAUAAUGAAGUCUUCUCCUUCAUUUUUUGCCGCCAACUCGUUGUUGUUGUUGCUGUCGUUUUAUGCCGUCUUGUUUUCACUUGGCCCUCAAGUGGCCAAUGCAUCGGUCUUUGGUAUAGGAGCCCGCAUCUUGGGCGAUCAAUUGCUGAUGAAAGACAUUCUCCGAACGCCAUUCAUCGCCCUGACCAAGGAGACUGUCAUUACCUUCAAUUAUGACAUACCGGAGCCAAUUACAUACAUCGAAAUGAUUUCCGAUGAGGAAAUUGCUGUCAAUGUCGAUAUGAGCUAUGAAACGGAUCUAAUAAAUGGAACCAUACGUCGAGUGCUACCGAACAUCACCAACGAUGCAGAAAUGUCAGAAAGAAACCACGAUCCAUUUGAGGUUCUCAUACAAAUUUAUGGUUAUAAGAAAAUUCCACGCAAUGUCCAUCCGCGUUACAUCCUAAAUCGUGGACAAAAUCUAGAAGAUCUAUUGAAAUCAAAUGAACCAAUAAAACUGGCCGCCGAAGAGACCCUAAAUCUAAUGCAUGAAGAUAUGCGAGCGCUGGAAAAUUCCGAUGAAGAAUAUGUGGAUGAGAACGGGGAUAUAAUACCCGAUGAUAUUGAAAAUCAUUCGAAUACUGAAAAUGAUUCGGACGAGUAUCUCUUCAGUGCGAAUACGAAUAAAGUUAUCCAAUUGGGAGAGAGGCAAGAAGGUGAUUAUUUGUUGUAUCAGGCAGAUCAAUCAUCACCGGAUAUAACCAAGGAGCCGACCAAUCACACUGUGGUGUUUUAUUUCAUUGACAGCAGUUUCGUCACCUGUGUGGAAUUUUUAAUCAUUGAUCACUAUUUGGAACAUCCCCUCACCUCGGAAACGCCUCACGUUGAAUUCGAGAAAAUAUCAGCGCACAGCCUAAAGGCAAUUGUCACCGACCCGCACACGACCAGUCUCUUCGUUCAAAUGCAUGUCUAUGGCUUCGAGCCAAAUGACAAACCUGUUGAUUUCAAAUCCUAUUUGAAUAGUGACGUGGUCACCAACAGCAACGGCAAUGGCAACAACAACAACCACAUUUUAGACGAUGUCGAGGAUGUUCAUCUGCAACUGUCACUGACAGCAAAGCGACGUACCCGAGUCCAUUUCCAUGGCUUGGCAGCGGAUGAUGGCGCCCAAGUUGGCAUUUCUUCUAACUGGUGGUUGAUGUCUUUGACAGCUGUAAUGAUUGGAGCUGCCUUACGGGCUUAGCGGAUAGCAAAUGUUUGCCAAUUGAAAAGUCAGAAGACACAAGGACGACAUCAUCAUCAGCAGCAGCAGCAUCAUUUGCUUGUUUGUCGUUUGGAUUGUCUGGCAGUCACAUCUUCCAGUUCGAAUGAAAUGGAAUAUGACUUACGAUUGUAUUUCUUAAGUAUUUAUGCUAUUUAUUUAUGUAAAUGUAUUUGUAGUAGCCUAAUGAUUUGUAAGUGUGUGUGUGUGCGUUAGAUUAAUAUAUUAAAAUGUCCAUAUGU